Paramisgurnus dabryanus is the source of this 8789-nucleotide messenger RNA. The record is from RefSeq and is a predicted model, not a curated record. NCBI's taxonomy places the organism in Eukaryota, Metazoa, Chordata, Actinopteri, Cypriniformes, Cobitidae.
UGCUAUGUAGACAAUCUAUAGGGCACACAUGAGAUUUCUUAAUUAUUCUGCAGUCCAUCAUUGUUAAGUGAAAAAAAAAACAUAACGAAUGCCCUUUCUAGGGCUAACUACAGAGCAGGGCUGUUUUAAACAUCUUGCCUUAUGAUUCAGCAGUGCUGAAUUGUAGUAUAGCAGCAUGUGGCUGUCAGCACUGGAAUGGGGGGGGGGUGUUCCUACUCUCAGGGACCGCCCUCUGGAUGAAGCGGAGCCAUUUACCACAGCAAUGUUGUCAGACCAAUCCAUGGCUGGGGUAAUGCACAUUGCACUCUCCUUGUGUAAAUCCAUCACAGGACAGAAAAUAACAGCGCGAGUACUACGCGCGCGGAGCUAUGGCAUCACCGUCUGACGUCUCUUCGGAUCCCAGAAGAAUUUGAAGCAUCACUGAAUUUGUAUUUUUUCCUAACGCUUCUCGUUCACGCCAGCAAAACGUGAUUGGGACUGAUCCAACUGAUGAUUUUCCAGAAGGGACCGAUCACAGUUUGAUCACGCAGAUGUCGGACUGAAAACCGGAUUCAUGUAUGUGCGAUUGCAAGUUCGAUCUCGGCUGUAACGCUAAUAACAGCAUUUGACGGCUUCACGAAAUCGGAAUUAAAACAUCUGUGAUUCAUAGGCUCCAGCUGCAGCUGCUCUGUAGUAUCCGAGCAUCCUUCCGCCAAGUGUGCGUUAUCAUCAUCAUCCUCGCGCCCUGCAGCUCCAUCGCAAGAGGGAGGAUCCGCAAAGGAGCUCACUGGGCAACACUACACACACAUUCAGAGGAUGCUUUGGAUGUAAAAUAAAUAAGGAUGGGGAAAGAUCAGGAAUUACUUCAAGCGGUGAAGACCGAGGACCUGAUGACGGUGCAGAAGCUCCUGCAAAGGCCCAAACAUGGAAAAGCAAAGUUGCUGGGCUCUGCCAAAAAGGUGAACGUCAACUUUCAGGACACUGAUGGAUUUUCACCACUCCAUCACGCAGCCCUCAAUGGGAAUGUGGAGGUUAUAUCACUGCUCCUGGAGUCUCAGGCCAUAGUGGACAUCAGAGACCAGAAAGGGAUGCGGCCUUUGCAUUAUGCAGCAUGGCAGGGAAAGUCUGAGCCAAUGAAGCUGCUGCUGAAGUCUAGUUCUUCUGUGAAUGGUCAAUCUGAUGAGGGUCAGAUCCCCCUGCACCUGGCUGCUCAACACGGACACUAUGACGUGUCCGAGAUGCUUCUGCAGCACCAGUCGAACCCCUGCAUAGUAGACAACGCUGGGAAAACUCCACUGGACCUGGCUUGUGAAUUUGGCCGCGUUGGUGUGGUCCAGCUGCUCCUGAGCAGUAACAUGUGUGCAGCUCUGUUGGAGGCCAAGCCCGGAGACUCCACGGAUCCAAAUGGCACCAGCCCAUUGCAUCUGGCCGCCAAGAAUGGGCACAUCGACAUCAUCAGAUUGCUGAUUCAGGCUGGCAUCGACAUCAACAGGCAGACUAAAGCAGGCACGGCCCUACAUGAAGCAGCGUUGUGUGGGAAGACUGAUGUGGUGCGCCUCCUGCUGGAUAGUGGCAUAAAUGCAACAGUGAGAAACACAUACAGCCAGACAGCGCUGGACAUCGUCUACCAGUUCACAGCCACCCAGGCCAGCCGUGAGAUCAAACAGAUGCUGCGAGGUGAGACAAAACAACUGAAAAAUGCCUCAGCAGCCUUGCAGGUCAGGGCUGUGAAGGACUAUUGCAACAAUUAUGACCUGACAAGCCUUAACAUCAAGGCUGGAGAUGUUAUUACGGUGCUGGAGCAACAUCCAGAUGGAAGGUGGAAGGGCUGCAUUCAUGAUAACCGCACAGGAAAUGACAGAGUGGGCUACUUCCCUUGCAGCAUAGUGGAGGUGAUCAGUAAGAGGCCCGGGACUACGGGUUCAUGGAGUUCAGUCACAUGUACCCAACAGUAUCAAAAGAUACAGCUCUGUGGGCCGGUGUGCGGCCCUGUGUCGCCCGCCGUUGCCAUGGUGAAUGGGGACUCGUAUCAUGAGAUUCAUAUCCUGCCGCCUCCUCCACCUCCGCCACCACAUUCCCAUCUGCCACUUUUUACUUCCUUUGGCUAUAGCAGGUCCCCAAACACCUCAGGAGAGCCACACAGUGGACAAGAUGCCAACAAUGACCCAGAUUUCAAUAGUUCUCGUGGCUCAGACUCCAGUCCUCAUGGCUCACCCACCCCAGCCGGUGGUCCCCAGGGAGGCAGCAGUGAGGAAAUCUGGGUGCUGCGCAAGCCUGUAGCAGGUGGAGACCGCAGUAGUGUGGGCAGCUCAGGCAGCGUGGCCAGUGCCCGAUCCUCUGGGAGUGGACAGAGCGCGGGCAGCAGCAGUAUUCUCCAUGCACAGGCAGAGGGAGCCAAGCUUCUGGCCACAGUUUUGUCGCAGUCUGCCAAAGCUAAAGAACACCUGCUGGAGCAGACCAAGUCUCUGGAUCACCUUCCAGCUUCUACCACCAAGGGACCUUCGUCACGUAGUCAGAGUUUGUCAAGCUGUCCCCUUCACGAGCAGCCGUAUGGAGAGGCGGUGUCCCAGAGGAAAGGGGAGGCGCAGUCCGAGGGCAAGAGCUCAGAAGCUGUUAUCCAAUGGCUGAGUGAAUUUCAGCUGCAGGUCUACGCUUCAAACUUCAUCAGCGCUGGCUAUGACAUUCCUACCAUUAGCCGAAUGACCCCAGAGGACUUAACGGCCAUUGGGGUGACUAAACCUGGGCAUCGAAAGAAGAUAACGUCUGAGAUAAACAAACUUGCUGUCAAUGAGUGGUUGCCUGACAAAAAACCGGCCAAUCUUGGAGAGUGGUUAGCCAUGAUUGGACUGACCCAAUACCACCAAGUACUGGUCCAAAAUGGAUAUGAGAACAUUGACUUUAUCACUGAAAUCACAUGGGAGGACUUGCAGGAAAUUGGCAUUACCAAACUUGGACACCAAAAGAAGCUUAUGCUGGCAGUGAAAAAACUAGCAGAGAUCCAAAAGGCCUCAAACGGUCGUAACACAUUGCGCAAAAAACCACCAGCAGCUCAGGAGGUGAUGACCAUUGAGAGCCCACCUCAUGAUAGUGGAGAGUGCAUGUCUCCUAAAAUGAGCACUUUCCAGGACAGUGAAUUGAGUGGAGAGUUACAAGCUGCUCUUACUCGCCCUGCUGAUUUGCAGGAUGGCCCAGAUGUGAGACCCAACACCAUCCUUAGUGCACAGCAGCGAGCCCGCAGCCUGCAUGAGAGCAGCGUGAAUAAAAGCAGAGACUCUGAGGAAGUUAGCGGGCCACCAAAAAAAGAGGCACGUACUAUGCAUCAGAGCAGCCAAGGGGGUCAGAGAAGUGUCUCUUUAGCACAGCCAAAACCCCGCCAGUCUUAUCCACAAGGUGCAGGACCACCCUAUACUCCACCACAAACCCCAACUAAAACGAAACCUCCCAACUCACAGACGCUUGGCACCUCACAGGGUAAACAAAAACCUGGUCCUCAGAUGCUCCAGCAGACAGAAAAGACAGUGUCAUCUCGUUCACACCCACAAACCCCCAAUCAGAGGUCCCAUCCCCAACAAACUGCUCAGCCUGUAGAAACCGUAGAGGCUACACCCCCAGGACCUGUCUCAGUGCCACUCCUGUGCCUUCCACCAGAAAGCGGUGAAAUAUCCGAUGAGCAUGGCCUGCCUAAAAAGCGUGCACACAGCCUGAAUCGCUAUGCUGUGUCUGAUGGUGAACAGGAACGUGAUGAGUUAAAUGUAACAAAUUCAGGAGGAAAGUAUGCCACAGUGCAGCACCGGGUGGGACGCAGCAACUCGAUGAAAGGGCAGGCAGACAAGAAUGUCAAUCGAAGCCAGUCCUUUGCACUCAGACAGAAGAAAAAAGGUCCACCUCCACCUCCCCCUAAACGCUCUAGUUCAGCCAUCUCAAGCUCCAGCAGUAAUCUAACAGAAGUGCCCAAGGAGACAAGCAGCGGCCCUUUACUGGAGGUCCCCUACCAACCACAAAGGCGUGCCAGUGACCUUGGUGGCACUGUGGACACAGGCAGUGCAGGUAGUGUGAAGAGCAUAGCAGCCAUGUUGGAAAUGUCCUCCAUUGGUGGGGGUGCCAAGGGCUUGGCUUUGCAGAAAUCACCUGGUCACUAUCUGCAGGUGGGUGCUGCAGGAGGAAAGCAGCGUGAUGCUAUUGGGCUGGAUGGGGAAGUAGUGAACCGUCGCAGAACCAUUAGUGGGCCUGUCACUGACUUGGUAGCAGCUGCUAAGCGAGCACCACAGCCUGGGCCAGAGCCAGUCCAGGACAUACAGCUUAAUGAAACCCAGCCAAGCUCCAGUGGGAGCUCAGCAGAGAACCUUCCAUUUGCUGAGGAUGGUAACCUCACCAUCAAACAAAGACCCAGGCAGGGCAAGGAUGAGGCUGAGGAGGGUGCAGACAUACAGUACCCUUUACCCCAGGAACAGGUUGCCCUUGUGGAAUCUACAGCCUCACUGAAAAGGGAUGUCCAGAGCACCAAGCAGCAACCCAAUGGCACCAAGUUUCACCUUAUAGAGUCAAACACUGUUAAGCGCCGACCCAAGAGCAAAGACAAAGAAGGAGAGGAACUUCAGGAUGGGCAGAUGCCCGUACCAUAUGAGAAUGGGACUGGCACAAUUAAAAGGCGGCCUGUGUCAGAGGUGACCGUUUCAGAGCAGCCCAGGCCACAGGAACAUCCUGAGAACUCGCCCCGUCGGGAUAGUGCGGACCUGGAUGGCAAUGUCACUGAGGCUACCCCUCGUAAGACUGUCAAACCUCCAGUAUCUCCCAAGCCUGUUCUGGCCCAGCACAUGAAGAAGCAGGGACCACCGGCUGCCAUCACCAAGAAAGUCCCACUUCCCGGACCAACUGGGGCACCUGGCAGCCCAGGUACUACACAGUGCGGUCCAUUCACUUGCCCUGUCUUUACACAAUUAUGUGAGUAUCCAAAAGAAACUUGUAGCAUUUUGACCAUGUCGGAUCAAAGUCCGCUCAGUCAGUCUCUCUUCCCAUCUCUCUCCCUGUCUCUUUUCUCUCAAUGUACAGUUGAAGGAAAGAAAGUUCCUCCUCCGGUUUCACCGAAACCUACACCACCUCCUACAGCUCCCAAACCAUCCAAAAAUGUCCUGCAGUCUUUAAAUACAACACCUAACCCCACUCCCACACCCUCUCCAGCCAAGCCGACAGUCACCAGAAUGCCCAGCACAGCUUCUUCCCAACUCAACAAUUCUGUCAAGCCUACAACCCCACCAGCCCAGAGCCCUCACACACCCCAGCCUGCACAUACCCCACAGACACCUCAGACACCCCCAACCCCACAGACGCCCCAAACUCCCCAGACACCAGGUCCUACAACCCCAAUCCCCACACCUCCGCCUGUAAAGCCCCCUCGCUCUUCAAUUAGUGGGGUGUCCAUGGACAGUGCAGCUGGAUCAGGAUUUGUGGCAGGGGUAUUGACAGUGGAUGCAGUACACCAGAAGAUAGAGGAGACCAAUGCCUCUCUGGCUGCAGCUCUGCAGGCAGUGGAGGAGAAGAUCAAGGAGGAUGGGCAGAAAGACUCAAUGGCUGAAAACAAGAGCACAGUAAGCAUACUAGAUGACAUCGGCAGCAUGUUCGAUGACCUGGCUGAUCAGCUGGAUGCCAUGCUGGAGUGAAGAGCACAGCCUGUGUCUCUGUGACACAACCUCAGGACCCCGGGAGAGCACAAGGGCACAAUGACCAACCACAAACCCUCUUAUACCCUUCCCGCUUCUCAUCCUAUGCUUCUCGUAUCCCUUAUUUUUCCAGUUCCUUCCCGUUUGUCGUGAAACACCCAUCUCUCCUUUCUCCCCCAAGAUGGUUUGCACACACACUAGCUGAUGUACCUCAGGACUGGGCAGAAGACCAUCCAGGACUUUAGACAUCCAAGACAGAGCAGUGGGUGGAGAGGCAUAGGUUGGGUUUUAAUACACAAACCUCAACUGUCUGUUCUUUUUUUAUUCAGAGUCCUUGGAAUAUCUCAGUCUACCAUGAGCAAUGACUAGAAAAAUAUAUGAAAACAAUAAUAACUGUAUAUGAAAAAAAUAGUAUGGUAUGUGUACAUUGUAAGCAUGAGGAAAGUUUGUAUCUAUAAAGUAAAAUAAUCUCAUAGUGAGAGUCAUGCAUUAGUACAGGUCUAUAAAUAUAUAUGUAUAAAUAUGAAUAUAAAUAUUUUAUGUUUUUAUUUCAUGUUAAAUGGUACAUACAGUGUUGAAACAUUAAGAAAUCUAUAAACUUUGAUGACAGAUAUGUGAAUUUUUCUAAAAUUAUAGUGGAGUUUAAAAAAUAUUAAGGCUGGCAUAAACAUCCCGUAUGUUUGGCUGUGCUCUGUUGGAGAGUGUUGUAUGUGGGCUGUGUUGAAUGUAGUGACUGAAGCGGCCGUUCGAACCCCUGCUCUAUGCUUGCUCUCUGGGCUCCCGCUCUGUGCUGCUGUGACCCGUUUCCAUCCUCCCUGCCUGUGUGAACUCAUACAUUCCUGCCCUUGCACAGUCUAUCCCCUUCCCCUCUCUCGCUCUCUCUUCCUGCAGUCAUCAUGUGCAGUGUCCCGUGUGCCUUAAUGUUAGAGGUGACCUCAGUGCUGCUAACACAUGCAAUUGAACAGACGUCAAGCCGAGACAGGCUAUGUGUCCAUGUAAGAGGCGUUGACUCAAGCCAGUGGGAUGAGCCUGUGUGCCGUGAUUUGGCAAGUAGGACUUCAUCUUUGGACACCUUUAUGCCUCACCCACCUGGAGCAGGGUAGUACUCGGUGUAGGCUGUAUGACUGGACUUACAGGUUAGCACAAAAGGAACGGUCUUCAGUUGAGGUCCAAUAAUAAUCGAGGGCUUUUAGAAGGUGGGACAUUACAGGAAGCACAAAACAAAAGUGUGAAAAUGUGUGACUGUGGCAUAGGUGAGUCAUAUUACACAAGCAAUAGUGCUGUUGUACUGAAUCUCAUCAUGGUUGUGAGACCCCAGACAGAAGACGACUCCAAGUGGGAUAUGCACCGGAUCCGCGCCGAAGUUGGCAGCUUCGGUGCAGAUCCCACUUGGAGUCGUCUGCUGCCUUGGUGAUCACAGCUGAGCUGAUUUUCAGUACAGCAGUGCAAGGCACAUGUCUUAUUGUUUUUAUAAAACAGUCCUUAAAAAAAAAUCAAUUUAGAGGAUGGGAACUGUUAUAUAAAGCAAGAAUAUAAUGAAACAUGCAUGGAAGAUGUUGUGGACUGAGAGUGUUGCAGUGAACUAACAAGGAUUGUUUGCCAUGAUGAAGGCUGGGUGCUCAGCAUUACCAUCUACCCAUGAGAUCUUCGCUUAAGGGUUUGUGUUGGACAGCUGUAGUUCUACUGGAAGCCUGCAUGCAGUCUAAUGUCAGCACAUUGCUGUUAAUGGGUGUGAAUGUACCAUGGUGUGCCUGCUUUGUAUUGCAUUCCCCCAAUAUCGUGUAGACUAACAGUUUCUUAAUGACCAAAGCAAGAGUCUGAGUCCAAGAUGCAAUGAAGCUUGGGUAUGUUAUCCAUCAUAAAAGUAUUUAGGUUUUCACAUGACUGCAGAUGGCCAUUUUGAGGGUAGACUCAACAAUGCUUAUUUUAGUUAAAAGUGCAUUGGUGUUUGGUCUUUGUAUAGGCAUUUAACAUGCAUUAUUUGUAGUGACUCGGCACGGCUUGCUGUUAUGACAGCCCAAGUCUCUGAAUGUCAUUAUCUCAUUGCCAGCAAAAUCACAGUCUGUCAUUACUCUGUUAAACAUUUUUAAUGUUGCCAUGACAAUCUGCUUGCUCAUUAUUUGAAUUGUCACAUUAUUCAAAAGUUCAAACGAAAAAGGGAACAUUUUUAAGAAAAAUGACUGUCUAGGUCCCACGAUGCAUUUACACGCAGCUACAUGUGCUUAAACCCUUCCCAGGUUAUUGAGAAAGAAUAUUUGUAAUAUUUAAGUUAUGAAGAGAGAUUAUUAUAGAUGUUUUCGAGUAUUUAAUGAUGAGGCAUCAUUAGGGCUUGUUGAUGAAACUGCAAAUAUAUGAAGAUAAGAGUUUAAAGUGUCUUCUGGGUCCAAAGUGUUUUAAAUGAAUUGUAAAUGGUCAUUUUUAGGAAUCCAGUUUUCUUUUUUUAAGAGCUUUUUGUGAUAAGUUUUUUUACUGCCACGCCUUCAAAUGAAAUAAGUUGUAUAUUAUGCUGUUUUUUUUUUAAACAUGUAUGUGCCUUGCGUUAAUUCUUUUUAUUUUGUCCUGAAGUCUUUUAUGUAUGAUGUGUAGAUGAUAUGUGGCUCAGCUUUGUCCACCAGAUGUUCACAAUUAUCUUUCUUUUGUUGUGGUCUGUCAUAGCUAUAGCUUUUAUAAAAGCUUUAUCAUGCCCACUGCUUCAAAGGACUGGGUCCAGUAUUAAUUCAGUUGUUAAACCUGGUCCCUUCUUCUUGUGUAAAUAUAGGUGGACGUAUGUGGAACUUCAUGCCUUUUUAAAUUUUAUUUUUAAAGUUCUCAUUCCAUGCAUUUUCUCAAAAAACAUUUGCUUGUUUUUCUUUAGUCUUUUUUAAUACCCAAGGGGAGGGGGGUAAUGAAAAAUAAUAACGUUCUGAAAACACUGAAGUCAAACUUAAUAUUGGUGCAAGAUGUUAUUUAAUAAUGAAAGCUGUUUUCGAUUCCAUCCUAUUUACAGAGACAUUUAAAAAAAGAAAUCUGCACUGCUCAAUGUGUGCAGGCUGUAUAUUGUGUUGAUGUUGUAUGAUACCUGCUGUGACUGGCAUUGAGAACAGUGGUGUGCUUGCAGUGACUGCAUCAACAGCCACCUGCUCUAAAUAAACAUUAUAUAUAUAAACACUCUCA